UGAAAUUCGAACUCAUUGCAUUUUGGAAUCACACCCAAUUUCAAUAAUUUGUUCUGGAGGAAAAGAAAAACCAAAAUCAUUUUGGAAUGUAAUUGAAAUUGAGCUCCAUUUUCACUUCCGAAGAACCAGAAAUCGUUUCGCCCAUUUCUGGUAAUCGAAUAUGAGCAGGAAGAAGGUGCUGGUAGUGGGCGGCACAGGUUACUUAGGUCAGCAUCUUCUAUCAGGAUUUUCCGGGAUCGAAGGAGCUCCAUACGAUAUCGCAUUCACUUACCACUCCUUUCCGCCGGAAGAUUUGUUGCGAGCUCUUCCUAAUCUGCUCGCAUUUCACGUCGAUUUAAAAUCCGGUCAAGGAUUCGAUGCCAUUGCUGAGAAAUUUGGCCAGCCCGAUGUUGUUGUUAAUUGUGCUGCUAUCUCUGUACCUCGUGCCUGCGAAACAGACCCUGCUUCUGCAUUGUCGAUCAACGUGCCUACUGCCCUUGGAAAUUGGAUGUUGAGCUUUGAAGAGAGGAAUACUCUUCUAGUUCAUCUAUCAACUGAUCAAGUUUAUGAAGGCGUGAGAUCAUUCUACAAGGAAGAAGAUGAAACCAUUCCUGUGAAUGUUUAUGGGAAGUCAAAGCUAGCAGCUGAACAGUAUGUUUCUGAGAAAUUUCCUAACUUUGCAAUCUUGAGAUCUAGCAUCAUUUUUGGUCCCCAGACCAUCUCACCUGUUCCUAAAUCUCUUCCAAUUCAGUGGAUUGAUGCUGUUUUAACCAAAGGAAGCGAAGUUGACUUCUUUCACGAUGAGUUUCGAUGUCCCGUGUAUGUCAAGGACGUUGUAGCUGUCAUUAUAAAAUUGAUUAAGACAUGGAUAUCAGAGAGCAAGCAAAUGCAGUUGCUGUUAAAUGUUGGAGGACCGAAUCGUGUAUCACGUGUCGAAAUGGCCGAGACUGUUGCAGAAAUUAGAGGGCACAACAAAUCAUUGAUAAAAAGAGUGUCUGCAUCCUCGAUUGAUCGAGGGGUAAAAUCCCCUGCUGACAUUUCAAUGAACAUCAGUAAACUGGUUCAGAAACUUGCCAUUUCUCCCGUUUCAUUCACUCAUGGUGUCAGAUUGACACUUGCAGCCGAGACUAAACACUGAUUUGCGAUGGACAUUCAAUAUACUAUACAAUACAAUGCAACUUCUGCUGCUUUCGUUUGAAGACUCAAUGGCACAUGCUUGGUUACCAAAGUCCAAGGUCUAUAAAUUGCCUCAAACUUCUUCAAAUUAAUUUCACUGAAGAAGUUGAAGAAUGAAAUGAUGUUCUCUGUGGGACGAGUUAGAUGAAUUUUAGGAAGGUAAGUAAUGUAUUGACCAGUUUGAGAUGUUCGUUGCUGUUGGGUUAAGUUGGACACUUCCGUUCAUUGCAUCUUUUUAACUUUUUUUCAGUAAUUAAAAAGGUUCAAGAAUCUGUUCCCUGCACUAUUAUCGUCGUAGUCUGGGAUGUUCAUCGAUAAGUAGCAUGUUAUAGUCUAUGGAGGCAACUUAGAGCUCGAUUGGUAA
This is a messenger RNA of Momordica charantia (bitter melon), 1519 nucleotides long. RefSeq names its product NAD(P)-binding Rossmann-fold superfamily protein. The record is from RefSeq and is a predicted model, not a curated record. Lineage: Eukaryota; Viridiplantae; Streptophyta; Magnoliopsida; Cucurbitales; Cucurbitaceae.